Messenger RNA from Olea europaea var. sylvestris, 3851 nucleotides. RefSeq names its product serine/threonine-protein kinase D6PKL1-like. Gene Ontology annotation, biological process: protein phosphorylation. The record is from RefSeq and is a predicted model, not a curated record. Bases 474 to 3296 code for a protein of 940 amino acids. Gene Ontology annotation, cellular component: plasma membrane; cytoplasm; nucleus. The transcript is spliced from 4 exons. NCBI's taxonomy places the organism in Eukaryota, Viridiplantae, Streptophyta, Magnoliopsida, Lamiales, Oleaceae. Gene Ontology annotation, molecular function: ATP binding; protein serine/threonine kinase activity.
AUAAUGGUGUGGAGAGAGAGAGAGAGAUGAGAGAGAGACAGUAGACUUUUGUAAUAUUUUCUUCCAUCCUAACCACCGAAUUUCGCUGGAAAUCUAUUGUCCUCUUUAGGGUUUUCUUGUUUCUUUUCGCAGAAGAAAAAAAUAAAUAAAUUUGACGUUAUAACAACUGAAAUCUUUUAAAAAGGGUAGUGUUUGUAGUCUAUAUUAGUUAAUCUACAGAGGGAUUAGAGCGCUUCAUUCUUUAGGAGAUAUCUGAGGUAGUUGAUUUAUGUCAUUCCUGAUAAUUGCUGUAGAUACUGUUGACAAGUUUUUGAGACUCAAUUGAGUGAAAAAUGUUGGUGGAGCUUGGUGGAAGUUGGAGUCUUCAUUUCUGAAAAAUUAUUGGUAUAAAUGCUAGGAUCCUAGGUUGGGCAGCAAGGGCCGGAGAAGGUCUAAAUCCUCUCGACUCAUCCCAUAGCAAUCAGUUCUAAGUAAUGGGUUCCUUUUCUGGCAGCUCUGAAAUUGUUGAAAUGAAGGAAGAACAGAUUCCUACUCGUGGACGUCAAACAUUUUCUCAUGUAGGAGCAUACGACAGAGAUAGGAAGCCUCCAAUUCAGAAUAAAGGACGUAAUAAAUCUCUGGGAAAUGAUAUUACUACACUCUUUGAGGGAAUCAAUCUCAGGUCAUCCAAGAGUCUGGAUCUCUUGGACUCGGGAAGAAAUCCCUCAAAGAGGCCAAUGAGGGCUGGCGGAUCUCAUUCACCAGCAAUUAGAUUUUCUCAGCCAGUGUCUCUGAAGCAGGCGCUAAGGGGGCUCUGCAUUUCUCAGGCAGCGGAGAUGGCUGCCAUGAAACGGAUAUCAGCACCAGCUUCUCCUAGGAUCUCAGAAGUCGGGAUGAUCACAAACCUGUACAGGUCUGUUGUAAUUGAAGCUGGGGAAUCUGGCUUUUCUGUGGCUGAAGGCGGACAGCAGGGACUUGAAAUUUCUCAGGUGCCAGAAGAAGGUACCUCAUGUUAUUUGGAAAAGGCUCCACAGUUCCUUCAGAAACCUGUGGCUAAGUUCCCAACCCAAAGUGUCCAUUCUUCUCAUAGUUUUGGGGUUAAACCGAACAUAAAGAGUGCAGAAUGCACUUUGGGUGAAUCUGACCGAUCACUUACUGACUGUAGGGAAAAUAAAGUUGGAACAUCUCUUGGGAACAGAGAGACUGCUACAUUUUCUGCCAAGAAACUGCCUCAGCACUUAUUGGAGCCUGAGAUGAAGCCACAAAAUCAGAGGGCUGAUUCUUCUCUGUAUUUUCCUGGUGCAUCGGUCAUUGAGACUGUACAAUCUUCUUAUGGCCAUCAUGACAUUCGGCCAGCAUCAGAAGCUGAGGAUCAAUCACUAGAAACAGCACCCUUGCCUGAAGAAAGCCACACUAUAGUUUCUGCUUUAUCCAGUAAUGGUGUUGGUGAUAUUGCGUUGAAACCAAACUAUAAUAUUUCUGACCUGGAAAAGGUAGCAAUUGGUUUAAAUAAAAAUUCAGCAUCACCCUUAAAAGUUCCAAAUAAAGCAGCAUCUAAGCUUAGACACAAAGGCAGGUUGCAGACCGUACCUUCAUCUAGUCCUGGGAAAAGCAAUAAGGACAUCAAGUCAACAAGAACCACCUCUCGGGUUGUCAAACCAGUCAUCAGGAACAAGAAUCUCAUCAUAAAGAAAUCAAAGAAGAUGCCUGUAUCAACCACUGAAGAUUCUAGUACACCUCAUGAAGUAAAUAGUGGUAUUGAUCAACGAUCUGGCCAGUUGAUCUGUCAAAGGUGUCAAUGUGCUUUGAUAGAUGCAACAGACGAUUCUAACAAGGAUUCCCAUGUAAUAACCAAUGCUAAAGUGAAUACAAGCGAGAAGAACUUUGAUACGAGCAAACAAGACUUCAUUCCAAAUGAUUGUGAUAAUAAAGGCACUCCUAUAGAAACUAACACAAUCUCUAAAUCGAGAGAGAGAGGAGAUUUUUCUCGAAGCUCAAAGAGCAGCAUUUGUGAGUUUAGUAGCAGCACUACAAGCCUCAGUGAAGAGAGCAGUCUAAGUGGGUCGAGUUGCAGCAGUAGACCGCACAUGUCAAAGGACUUAAGGUGGGCAUCCAUUAACCGCUUAAAAACUCAAUAUGGAUUCCUUGGCCUGAGUCAUUUUAAUUUGUUGAAGAAACUUGGUUCUGGGGACAUUGGUACAGUUUACCUUGCUGAAUUGAUUGGAACAAAAUGCAUGUUUGCAAUAAAGGUUAUGGAUAAUGAAUUCUUGGCAAAAAGAAAGAAGAUGCCUAGGGCUCAAACUGAGAGAGAAAUUCUGAGAAUGCUGGACCAUCCAUUUCUCCCGACAUUAUAUUCCCAGUUUACUUCAAACAAUUUGUCUUGUUUAGUUAUGGAGUAUUGUCCUGGUGGAGAUCUACAUGUGCUUCGCCAGACGCAGCCUGACAGAUAUUUUUCCGAAGAGGCAGCAAGAUUCUAUGUUGCUGAGGUUCUCCUUGCUCUUGAAUAUUUGCACAUGCUUGGUAUUGUGUAUCGAGAUCUCAAACCAGAAAACAUUAUGGUCCGAGAAGAUGGUCACAUCAUGCUAACUGAUUUUGAUCUGUCACUUAGAUGUUCUGUAAGCCCAACCCUUCUAAGAUCAUCUUCAUCAAGAAUGGAGCCACCUAGGAUAUCUGGACCUUGUGCAGGAUCUAACUGCAUUGAUCCUUUCUGUUCUGGACCAUCAUGCCAGGUUUCGUGCUUUAGCCCUCGACUUUUACCUGCAACAGCAAGAGCAAGGAAGCUAAAAGCUGAAGCUUCUGCUCGGGUUAGAUCCUUACCUCAGCUUGUGGCUGAGCCAACAGAUGCUAGGUCCAAUUCCUUUGUCGGUACACAUGAAUACUUGGCUCCAGAGAUCAUCAAAGGAGAAGGACAUGGGAGUGCCGUUGAUUGGUGGACAUUUGGGAUUUUCCUGUACGAGCUUCUUUAUGGGAAGACACCUUUUAAAGGUGCUGGAAAUGAAGAGACAUUAGCAAAUGUUGUAUUUCAGAACCUCAAAUUUCCCGAUGGUCCAAUUGUUAGUUUUCAGGCAAGGGAUCUCAUCAGAGGUCUGUUGAUGAAGGAACCUGAGAAUCGGUUAGGCACGGAAACAGGAGCUGCCGAGAUCAAACAGCACCCAUUCUUUCAGGGUCUCAAUUGGGCUUUGAUACGCUGUGCCAUUCCACCUCAAAUUCCACAGUUCUUUGAUGAUGGAAUUUCACAUAUAGCAUCUCUAGAGAAGGGGAAAAAAUUUCUGGAAUUCAGUGAUGCAGGAAAGCAUUUAGAAUUUGAGUUUUUCUAGCCACAAUAUAUUUAUCGGAAAAAGACUCUGUCCCAAAGAGCUAGUUUUUCUCUGAAACUUGUGUUGAAGAAUUGAGUUUGCAUAUGAAUUCGAAAGGGGAACCAGGAAGAUAAACGAGUGGGAUCUUGAUGAAGGAAAGGUAUAAUCACGUACGAAGAAGACUGCAGGAAAAAUCACACAGUAAGUAUAGGGAAAUAUGCAAUCAAUGGAUGCUUUGAAUUCAUGCCGGCUGGAAAAGAAGGAAGCCAUGGAGCUUUCUCACGUGUGCUGCAUGCACCCAUCAUAGGAAUUUCCAUUGAAAGGUGGUGCGCCAAAUUCAAGCUUACUGUGAUUACUCCUCCAAACCCUAAACUCCAAAGUAAAAUUUAACAAUUGUAGCUAGAUAGCUAGCUAAUAUUUGGUCUUUGGAAUUGGAAACCGAUCCAUCUCGUUGAUGAAUCUUCAAUAUUUGUGUCGUGCAUGAAAAGAAACUGUAGAAGAAAUGGUUAUAAAUUACAUGAAUGCUAUCACUUAUUAGAUUACUUACCAGUUUUCUUUGAUUUCAAAUUAUUUGUU